Molecule: messenger RNA, 1498 nt
Organism: Pistacia vera
Lineage: Eukaryota; Viridiplantae; Streptophyta; Magnoliopsida; Sapindales; Anacardiaceae
Product: B3 domain-containing protein At5g60140-like
Exons: 5
Coding region: 489-1475 (328 amino acids)
Molecular function (GO): DNA binding
Source: RefSeq, a predicted model, not a curated record
GAUCCCAUUGUACCAGUCCACCCUCUGGAGAAAAACUUGGACCGCCCGAUUCCUACUGCCAAAUAAAAAGAGUUUUUUGUCGUAGCACUGCCCGUUCUUACUGCCUCAUUUGCCCAGUCAACAACCGUUCCCAAAAUGCUACUCACGCUGCUGUUACUCCAUUCUAAAGCUGCUGUAAAGUACCACACUUCACGCCUAUACACCCCCAACUAGACCUGGCAAACUCCACCUCUCUUUUUCUCUCUCUUUCUUCGUCAAAAUAACUUCUUUCUUACAGCUCCUAGCCCACACACAAUUUUUCAGCCAUCUCUGAUCUCUGUCACGCAGACUCGCAGCCAUCUAUCCAGUCGGCAGUCGCCCAUUUCGCCAUUUCUCCUUCACGCAGCCAUCCUGCACGCCGACGCCCAGCCAUUUCUCUCAAUCACAAAAUUUUGAGUUCUCUUGCUGCCAUCUCUGAUCUCUCUCACGCAGCUACCUCUUCAGAAAAAAUGGCGCCCAACAGAACCAGCAAGAGCUUGCCUAAAUUCUUCAAGGUCUUCAACCCAAGGCGGCGCGGCUCUGCCAGUUUGAAAAUCCCGGAUGCUUGGGUACAACACUUGAAUGCAUUACCAAAGAAUGUUGUACUUCAGAAUCAAAUCGGAAAAGUUUGGCAUAUGAAAAUGGAAUAUGCUGACAAUAGGUUAUAUUUUGCAAAUGGUUGGCAACAGUUUGUGAAAGACAAUUCUUUAGUGUAUGGAGAUUUUUUAGUUUUUCAAUACAAUGGUGAUGAUGGAUUUAAUGUUAAAAUAUGGGGGAAAUCUGGCUGUGAGAAGAAUGAAACUGGUCCUCAUGCGGGCAUUGAUAUAGAGGAGGAGGAAGAAGAGGAGGAGCACGAAAUUAUUGAUGUAGGUACUGAUUUUGAUGAUGGUCAUGGUAGUGACAGUGAAUAUAAUGUUGAAGAAGAGGAGGAGCAGGAGGAAAUGGAUGAAGAAGCAUCAGAAGGAACAGUUACAUUGAAGCAGAGAGGCAAAAGGAUUUGUGAAAAUGAUGGGGAAGGAUCCAAGAAAAGUGCCGGUGUUAGGGCAAGAACUUCUCGAGAACUUGACAAUGUUUUGACCAGAGAUGAAGUGAGAAAAUAUGUUCAUCGUCAAAAUCCCUACUUUGUGUCAAAGCAAAAACAAACUAGGAAAAGCCUACUGUUGGUUCCAUCUUAUGUCUUGAGAGAUUUUAGAAUUAAAUUAGCUGAAGAUGUAACCUUUCAUGAUGAGCUGGAGAGGGAAUGGCCUGGAAAGGUUAUGCGCUGGAAGGAUGGUCGAACCUGGAUUACAGGAUGGGGCUCAGUCUGCCGGUGGAACGAUGUGGAAAAAGAUGAUCUUUGCAUAUGUGAAUUUCCGGAAGCAGGUGGGACAAAGAAUAAUAUUUUGGUGCAUAUUAAACGAGGUGAUGGUUCACAGAGCCAACCCACCAACCAAGAACCAAAUCAGGCUGACCAGUGAAGUAGGGGGCUACUGUUUUGUUU